Molecule: messenger RNA, 1581 nt
Organism: Brassicogethes aeneus
Lineage: Eukaryota; Metazoa; Arthropoda; Insecta; Coleoptera; Nitidulidae
Source: the annotation of a GenBank genome assembly
AUGUUGUGGUUUUAUCUAAUAUUAAUAUUAAUUAUUGUUAUAUAUAUUUUCACUGUAAAAUCGAAAAAUUCUUUUAAAAUAAGAGGUAUAGAACAUGGCCCUUCAAUUCCGAUAUUUGGAGAUUCGUGGAGAUUAUUCACGCGAAGGGAGACGUUUGGAGGGAUGCUCGAAAGAACUUAUAAUGAAAGGGGAGUAGGAAAAAGAUACUAUGGGAUAAGCAACAUGGGCCUUAACAUCGUAACUAUCAAAGACCCAGAGUUGAUUAAACAAAUAACAGUCAAGGACUUUGACCACUUCACUGAUCACCUUCAAUUCAUCAAAGGCGACGUGGAUCUUUUAUGGUCGAAAAAUCUGUUCGCCUUGGAGGGAAAAAAGUGGCGCGACAUGCGAACAACUCUUUCGCCGGCGUUUACCAGCAGCAAAAUGAAGCUGAUGUUCACCUUGAUCCAAGACGCCUCCAAAACCUUCGUGGACUAUUUCGAGAAGCAAAAUCAAGACGUCGUGGAAGUCGAAUUAAAAGACGCGUUUACUAGAUUCACCAACGAUGUUAUAGCGACCACUGCGUUCGGCAUAAAAGUUGACUCUUUGGCUGAAAGAAAUAAUACUUUCUACCUAAUAGGGAAAAAGGCGACGAAUUUUGGAACUAUUGGAACGGUAUUGAAGUUUAUUGUACAAGCAGCAUGCCCACCUUUUGCUAAAUGGAUGGGAUGGGGUAUGUUUUCCCUUGAAGUAUCGGCUUUCUACAGAAAAACAAUCAAGGAAACAAUUGAAGUGCGCGAAAAGAACAACAUCGUACGGCCUGACAUGAUCAACUUGCUCAUGGAGGCCCGUAAAGGCAACCACAUCGAUGACGAUGAUAAUGUUACUGACACCUCGUUUGCCUCGGUGGAGGAAACUUUAGCUGCAAAACCAAAAGAAGUAAAGCAAAGAUUAACAGACGAUGACAUAACCGCGCAGGCCUUGCUUUUCUUCCUUGGAGGAUUCGAUUCUGUAUCGAAUUUGAUGUGUUUUACCGCCUACGAGUUGGCAGCGAAUCCAGACAUCCAAGAUAGGGUUAGACAGGAAGUUUUGGAUACAGUUGAAGAUUGUAAUGGGAAAAUAACCUACGAGGGUGUAAUGAAGAUGAAAUACUUGGACAUGGUUAUAUCAGAGAGUCUACGUAAGUGGCCAAGCGCAGUUCAAACAGACAGAGUAUGCACUAAACCGUACACAAUUGAACCAGCUUCUCCAGGCGAAAAGCCCAUUAAGUUAGAAACAAAUGAAUGCAUCUGGAUACCGGUUUAUGGCCUACACAGGGAUGCCAACUAUUUUCCGAACCCGGAAAAAUUCGACCCAGAGCGAUUCAGCGAAGAAAACAAGUCGAAAAUUUUGCCGUACACGUAUCUACCGUUUGGGGCGGGACCUAGAAACUGCAUAGGCUCCAGAUUCGCUCUACUGGAAGCCAAAUUGGUUUUGUGCGAGUUGCUGAGGAAGUUCCAAAUAGUGCCAACGGAAAAAUCGCAAAUUCCACUGAAAUUGUGCGUGGGUACUUUUACCAUGGCCAGCGCAGGAGGCUUUAACUUUGGUUUCAAAAAAAUGUAA